Cutaneotrichosporon cavernicola is the source of this 528-nucleotide messenger RNA. RefSeq lists its product as uncharacterized. The record is from RefSeq and is a predicted model, not a curated record. NCBI's taxonomy places the organism in Eukaryota, Fungi, Basidiomycota, Tremellomycetes, Trichosporonales, Trichosporonaceae. The coding region runs from base 1 to 528 and encodes 175 amino acids. The transcript has 3 exons.
AUGUUCGCCAAGACUCUCCUCGCCGUCGCCCUCGCCGUUUUCGUCGCCGCCAACGCCGAUGCCGACAUGGUCCCGAAACUAUCCCUCGAGGCGCCGCUCCAAGCCCGCGCCCUCCUCGUCGACCGCCAGGUCUCUGGUUCUAGCUCCUCUUCCUCUGGCACUGGCUCUGGCUCCUCUGGCUCCUCUGGCUCCUCUGGCUCCUCUGGCUCCUCUGCAAGCUCCGACACCUGUCGGCCCGGUUACGAGGUUUGUGGUGCUGGCUGCAUGUUGGCCUCGUCCACCUGCUGUGGCGCGACUGGCGACUACUGUCUCGCAGGACAGACGUGCUGCGGUAACGGCUGUGCGCCGAUCGGAUCAAAGUGUUGUCCCGAUGGAAAGUCGUCGUGUCCGGCCGGCAACACGUGUCUUGAGAACGGAUGCUGCCCGGCGGGCAAGAAGUGUAUUGGCGGCGGCGGCAAGCAGAGCGGUGCGAUGGCUCUCGCGCCUGGUCUCGCGGCCGUUCUCGGUGCCGCCGUUGCGUGGGUGUAG